AUGACCAACUCCUGCUGCUUGCCUUGCUGCCAGCCUUCCUGCUGCACAACAAUCUGCUGUAAGCCAACCUGUGUGACAAGCUGCUGCCAGCCAUGCUGCAAGCCCAGCUGCUGUGAGACCACCUGCUGCAAGACCACCUGCUGUAAGCCCACCUGUGUGACCAGUUGCUGUCAGCCCUGCUGCAAGCCCAGCUGUUGCAAAACCACCUGCUGCACAACCACCUGUUGUAAACCAACUUGUGUGACUAGCUGCUGCCAGCCAAGCUGCUCUAAAACCACCUGCUGCAAGACCAUAUGUUGUAAGCCAACCUGUGUGACCAGCUGCUGCUGUGCACCCUGCUGCCAACCCAGCUGCUGUGAAACCACCUGCUGCAAGACCACCUGUUGUAAGCCAACCUAUGUGACAAGCUGCUGCCAGCCCUGUUGCAAGCCCAGCUGUUGUAAAACCACCUGCUGCACGACCACCUGUUGUAAGCCAACCUGUGUGACCAGCUGCUGUCAGCCCUGCUGCAAGACCACCUGCUGUGAGCCAACCUGUAUUACCAGCUGCUGCCAGCCUUGUUGCAAAACCACCUGUUGUACAACCACCUGUUGUAAGCCAACCUGUGUGACCAGCUGUUGUCAGCCCUGCUGCAAGCCCAGCUGCUGUGAAACCACCUGCUGCAAGACCACCUGUUGUAACCCAACCUGUGUGACCAGCUGCUGCCAGCCCUGCUGCAAGCCCAGCUGUUGCAAAACCACCUGCUGCACAACCACCUGUUGUAAACCAACUUGUCCAACCUAUGUGACCAGCUGCUGCUGUGCACCCUGCUGCCAACCGAGCUGCUGUGAGACCACCUGCUGCAAGACCACCUGCUGUAAGCCAACCUGUGUGGCCAGCUAUUGCUGCACACCCUGCUGCCAACCCAGCUGUUGUGAAAUCUGCUACUGCCAACCCUGCUGCUGUGAGUCCUGCUGCUGUGAGCCCUGCUGCUCUGAGCCCUGCUGCUGUGAGCCCUGCUGCUCUGAGCCCUGCUGCUGCCAGCCCUGCUGCUGCCCAGCCUGCUGUGAAAACACCUGCUGCUAG
Messenger RNA from Microtus ochrogaster (prairie vole), 1065 nucleotides. Its product is annotated as keratin-associated protein 9-1-like. The record is from RefSeq and is a predicted model, not a curated record. The coding region runs from base 1 to 1065 and encodes 354 amino acids. NCBI's taxonomy places the organism in Eukaryota, Metazoa, Chordata, Mammalia, Rodentia, Cricetidae. Gene Ontology annotation, cellular component: keratin filament. The transcript has 2 exons.